Meira miltonrushii is the source of this 435-nucleotide messenger RNA. Its product is annotated as mago nashi. Lineage: Eukaryota; Fungi; Basidiomycota; Exobasidiomycetes; Exobasidiales; Brachybasidiaceae. Gene Ontology annotation, cellular component: exon-exon junction complex; nucleus. The transcript has 2 exons. Bases 1 to 435 code for a protein of 144 amino acids. Gene Ontology annotation, biological process: RNA splicing. The record is from RefSeq and is a predicted model, not a curated record.
AUGGGUGACUUUUAUGUGCGGUAUUACACCGGACAUCAGGGAAGACAUGGACAUGAAUUCUUAGAAUUCGAAUAUUCUCGCGGAAGGCUACGAUAUGCCAACAAUUCCAAUUAUCGCAACGACAGCCUGAUCCGAAAGGAGAUGUUUGUAGGGCCAUUGGUGGUAGAGCAAUUACGUGAAUUGAUUGAAGAAAGUGAAAUAAUACGUGAAGAUGAUGAAAAAUGGCCAGAGAAAAACGUUGGUGGAAAACAAGAAUUAGAGAUUCGAAUUGGCAAUCAACAUAUUUCAUUUGAAACGGCAAAGAUUGGUGCUUUGGUGGACGUUCAGGAUUCUGAAGAUCCGGAAGGAUUAAGAGUGUUUUAUUAUUUGGUACAAGAUUUGAAAUGUCUGAUCUUUAGCUUGAUCAAUUUGCACUUCAAGAUUAAACCAAUUUGA